Messenger RNA from Leptopilina heterotoma, 1822 nucleotides. RefSeq names its product CDP-diacylglycerol--glycerol-3-phosphate 3-phosphatidyltransferase, mitochondrial (gene PGS1). The transcript has 8 exons. Lineage: Eukaryota; Metazoa; Arthropoda; Insecta; Hymenoptera; Figitidae. Bases 162 to 1715 code for a protein of 517 amino acids. Gene Ontology annotation, biological process: cardiolipin biosynthetic process. Gene Ontology annotation, molecular function: CDP-diacylglycerol-glycerol-3-phosphate 3-phosphatidyltransferase activity. The record is from RefSeq and is a predicted model, not a curated record. Gene Ontology annotation, cellular component: mitochondrion.
AAUAAAUAUUAUGAUGAAAGUGUCAUCGGUGUCAUACUGUCAUCGUUUUGAAAUCAAUUUUUACUAUUAAAUUAUAGAAAAUUUUGUUUACUUUUCGUAUUAAAAUUACUUUCCUAUAAGUUUUUAUGUUGUACUAAGUGUUUUUUACAUACACAUGGGGAAUGUCGUCUACAUCAUUUCGUAUAAUUGUCAAAAGUUUUCAGAAUUCAAAAGGUUUGGAGAACUUAAAGAGUUUGAGAUUUAUUAGCACAUAUUGUAAUAUGUUUAAAGAUCAAAUGGCAGUAUUAGAUGAUCGUUGUCGACUGUCAGAAGUGGAUUCUUUGCAAUUUGAAAUAAGCAGUCUUUCAUGGCUCCAUCAAGCGGCUCCAGGUUUUCCUGUGAAUGGAUCAAAGAUCACAAUUAUCGAGGAGCCUUCUGAAUUUUAUUCCACUUUAUUAGAAAAAUGCAAAACAGCCCAAAAUCGUAUUGUUCUAUCUUCCUUGUAUAUUGGAAAUGGAAAAUUGGAAACCAAACUGAUUGACACUAUUGAAGAAACUCUGGAUGCAAAUGAUGGCAGUGUAAAAAUAAGUAUAUUAAUAGACUAUAUGCGUGGUUCGCGGGGCAAACAAAAUUCUCGCAAAUUAUUACAAUCCUCCUUGAAUGGCAAGUGGAAAAAUUGCUGGAAUGUUUUUCUCUAUCACACACCGAAACUUCGAGGAGUUCUAAAAAGAGUCACGCCCGAUCGUUAUAAUGAAAUGAUUGGUUUGCAGCAUAUGAAGUUGUAUUUAUUCGAUGAUACUCUCAUCAUCAGCGGUGCCAAUCUCAGUAAUGAUUAUUUUACAAAUAGACAAGAUAGAUAUUUCAUGAUUGAAGAUUGCAAGGAACUUUGCGAUUUUUAUAGUGAACUUAUAGAGAAAGUAGGAGAAUUUAGUUUUCGUUUAAUGCCAGAUGGAAGUGCAGUUCCUUGUUCCGUGGAAUGUAAUCCACUGAAAAGUCCGGCAAAGCAAUUUAAUGAAUCUGCUGCUGGGAAAAUUCGUACAUUAUUUCAAACGGAAAUAAUGAAACGGUCGGAAAUUAAUAAGCAAGCGGAAAGUCUCGAGACAGACACGUGGAUAUUUCCUUUAAUACAAAUGAGCCAGUUGGAUAUUUGGCAUGACAGUGAAGUGACACUUCGACUUUUACAAACUGCUCCGUUUGGUGCUACCUUGAGACUUGCGACUGGCUAUUUUAAUUUAACGACCGAAUAUCGAAACGCAUUAUUGGGCGAUUGUCGAGCUGUUUGUCAUCUUCUCACUGCACAUCCGACAGCUAAUGGUUUCUUUGGUGCCAAAGGAAUGGCAGGCGGAAUACCUGCCGCUUAUACAAAAAUCGAGGAAAAAUUUUGCAAGUUAUCGGAAAAAUUACAACAAGCGGAAAGAAUAACUUUAUGGGAAUUCCAACGACCGGGAUGGACGUAUCACGCCAAGGGACUUUGGUACACGUUACCUAAUCAACAGAAACCUUCUCUGACACUUAUUGGUUCACCAAAUUUCGGCUACAGAUCUGUGAUGAGAGACCUUGAAACUCAAAUAGCAGUUGUCACGAAAAAUGAAAAAUUACAAAAUUCACUUCAAAGGGAAUAUGAGAGAUUGUUCCAGCUCGCGACACCGGUGAAUUCAAAAUCAUUUCGACAGGAUGAUAGAAUUCCUCCAGCUUGGGUACGUGCUGUCGUUCUUCUAUGUCGAUAUUAUUUUUAAUUACUAGUCAUAAUUAAUUAAUUUAAUUAAUUAGUCGUAAUUUAAUUAAAUUAAUGAAAUCAAUGAAAUGAAUAAUUGUACAUAUUUAAUAAUUAAAGAAAACUCAA